AUGCCAAACAUUUCCAAGGUCGAAAAGGCCCUAGAGGCUGUCAACGCCAAUCCAGAGGCCAAGGAGCUGGUCCUGACGUUUGGCGAUAAGCAGGUCAAGCGUGGUGAAUAUAUCGGGCGAGCAGGCGCGCAAAAGACACCAUCCUUUGCGUGGUCCCAGGCCGCGCCCGGCACAACCUAUAUCAUGCUGGCCCUCGACUUGGACGCGCCCUUUCCUUCGCUGCCCGUGCUGGGGCCCAUUCUUCACGGCAUCCAGCCCGGUCUGACCGUGUCGGCCGCCGCCGGCGUUGGUGGUGGCUUGACGACGAGUACCCCGCCCGUGGCUGGUUAUAUCGGACCAGCUCCACCACCGUUGAGCGGGCCCCACCGUUAUGUGUUCUUGCUCUAUGAGCAGCCCAGCGGUUUUGACGCAAAGAAAUUCAUGCCGCAGGCCGAGGGCCAGGAAUUUCCCAUGAUGCAGCGCAUCAGGUUUGACCCGGACAAGUUUGCCAAGGAGGCUGGUCUGGGAGAAGUGCUCGCGGGUGGUUGGUUUGAGAGUAACUGA
Molecule: messenger RNA, 543 nt
Organism: Pestalotiopsis fici W106-1
Lineage: Eukaryota; Fungi; Ascomycota; Sordariomycetes; Amphisphaeriales; Sporocadaceae
Exons: 3
Coding region: 1-543 (180 amino acids)
Biological process (GO): regulation of proteolysis; regulation of Ras protein signal transduction
Molecular function (GO): peptidase inhibitor activity; phospholipid binding
Source: RefSeq, a predicted model, not a curated record